AAGCAAGUUGUAGUUGAGGUGUCGGUGGUAACUAAGGCCUACUCACUUGAUUUGAGCAUUACAUUUCCUCUUCUUUCUGCUAAUCUACUCCCACCUGCUCUUACUCAACUCAACUUCUCCACCAUUCUCUCUCAUUCCCUUACCAAUUUUCAUCACUACUACUACAUUUAUCUCAAAACCAAUCUUCCAACCAAUCAUUAUUUCAUUAAAUUUCAAUCUUUUUCUCCUGAGAAUUCAGAUUUCCAACCCACAUUCUGUUCAUUUUUUCUGGGUUUUUUGUUUCCAUUUAAAGUUUAAAUCUUUAGAAAAUGCAGAGAUCUGAGAGAGAUGAUCCUAAUGAUAAAAAGAAGUAUUCUUCCAAUUGGGUUUUUGUUUUCGGAAAUUGGAUCUCUAGUAUAAUGGUGGAUCCAAGACAAAUUCUUGCUGGGUUUCUUACUGUCACUAUGUUUGUUAUGCUUGCUCAUAUGAUCAAAAGAGACCAUUUUAGUUCUCAUUCUCAGGUGAGGAUGUCAUCAUCUCAAACAACUCCAUUUGAAGGAUCCAAAUUUGCAGAAAGUACUGCUGUUUCAGUUGAUAGCAGUGGUUUAUGGAGGGAUGAUGCUCCUGAGCUAAAACCUUGUUGGAGUAAACCAAGUUUAGAAGAAGUAGACCGAUCCGAUGGAUAUGUUACAUUCUCAUUGACUGAUGGUCCAGAAUACCAUGUCUCACAGAUUGCUGAUGCGGUGGUAGUGGCAAGAAACCUUGGUGCGACUCUUGUACUCCCUGAUAUCCGGGGAAGCAAGUUAGGAGACAAGAGGGAGUUCGACGAUGUCUAUGAUGCGCAGAAAUUUAUAAGUAGCCUCGAUGGUGUGGUCACGGUAGUUAAGCAACCCCCUUCAAAAAUAUCGAUGAAAAAAAUUGCAGUAGUAAAGGUUCCAAAUCGUGUCACGAAAGACCACAUUGCUGAAAAGAUCGAGCCAGUGUAUAGGGAAAAGGGAAACAUCAGGCUAGCUACUUAUUUUCCUUCGGUAAAUAUGAAGAAAUCUAAAGCAAAAAGUGAUAUCGACUCUGUUGCGUGUAUGGCAAUGUUCGGAACAUUAGAUUUGCAACCAGAAGUACGUGGGGUUGUGGACUCGAUGAUUGAGCGGUUAAGAACAUUGAGCCGAAAGUCAGAUGGUCGCUUUGUAGCUGUCGAUUUGAGGGUUGAUGUUUUAGAAAAGAAAGGCUGCAAAGAUAAAGAGAAUUCGGGAUCUAAGAGUUGUUAUGAUGCCGGAGAAAUUGCUUCGUUUUUAAGAAAACUUGGGUUCGGUAAGGAUACUACUAUAUAUUUGACCCAAUCGAGAUGGGAUAGUUCUCUUGAUGCCCUAAAAGAGCUCUUCCCCAAAACAUACACAAAGGAGGGAAUAAUGCCGAUGGAUAAAAAGGACCAAUUCCUUGAUUCUGAAGCCCCGACCCUUGAAGAGGUUAUUGACUUCUACAUCUGUUCUGAGAGCGAUGUUUUUGUACCAGCAAUCUCUGGCUUGUUCUACGCCAAUGUUGCCGGGAAGAGGAUUUCUUCUGGCAAAACAGAAAUUCUCGUUCCAUCAAAUAUACCCGGGGUUCCUGCUUCCCCGGAUAACUUCAUUUCUCAUUACAUCACCAAGAAAAACCACUUGGCCUAUUCAUGUUUCUGCUAAUAGUUUCUCAGAAGACAAAGACUCACCAAGAAAAACCACUUGGCCUAUUCAUGUUUCUGCUAAUAGUUUCUCAGAAGACAAAGACGAGAAAAUAUGCGGCCAAAUACCAUUCUACAAUAGUGUUCAGAAUUCCGAUAGACAAGUGAGUCGAAACAGUUUGUGUUACGAAUUUAUGGUUGAGUGAUUUUUUAUACUUAAAUUCCCGUUCUAGGUAACCUUAAAACAAAGAGAAACGAUACACGAUGAACGCCCGAUCUUUAGAGAUACAGCUUGUAUUAUAUGUAUUAAGUUGUGUUUUAGCUAUAUUUCUCAUUGUUAACAGUAAUUCCCGAAAUGCUAGUUUGGUUUCAGUUUGUGGCUUAGGGGUGUUUUGCAACAUGCUAGUUUUUUUUUUGUUCCCAGUGUGCAAUGUAAAAUGGGGAAUAUUUGGUAAAAAAAAUGAUAUAAUUUCUAAAAUUUGAACAAGAAAA
This is a messenger RNA of Amaranthus tricolor (Joseph's coat), 2125 nucleotides long. RefSeq names its product protein MANNAN SYNTHESIS-RELATED 1-like. NCBI's taxonomy places the organism in Eukaryota, Viridiplantae, Streptophyta, Magnoliopsida, Caryophyllales, Amaranthaceae. The transcript is spliced from 6 exons. The record is from RefSeq and is a predicted model, not a curated record. Bases 309 to 1655 code for a protein of 448 amino acids.